This is a messenger RNA of Lindgomyces ingoldianus, 1353 nucleotides long. RefSeq names its product glutathione S-transferase II. The transcript has 4 exons. The coding region runs from base 337 to 1140 and encodes 267 amino acids. The record is from RefSeq and is a predicted model, not a curated record. Lineage: Eukaryota; Fungi; Ascomycota; Dothideomycetes; Pleosporales; Lindgomycetaceae.
CUAAUCGCUUUGCUGAUUCCACACGGUAAAGAAUAGCGUUAAUGGCAACUAGGGGUGACACAAGCUCCUUUCUAUUCUUACGAAGCUCCUCCCCGCUCGCGCAAUCGCGUUAGCGUGACGUAGUGAUUUCUAAUCACUAUUGUUACCUUUGCUCGGAGCUCAUCUAUAUAUCCCCACCUUUGUGCCAUUGAGCUUACCUAGAUGCCACUACCGCAACCACUUACAUCGCUACGGCUACAGAUAGCUUCUCGAACCCUGAUACCUCGUGUUCCACGACACCCGACGAAGCCUCACCCUCACGCCGCCUAUACGCGAAGCCUUCACGUCCUCCCCGACAUGGCCGACCAACGACCUAAUGGCCUCAAGGCUAACAAGGGUAUCGAGCUUCUCACUUGGGGCACUCCCAAUGGCGUGAAAGCUUCGAUCCUGCUCGAAGAGCUGAAGGAGGCAUAUGGAAAGGACUACACCUGGCAAGGUAUUAACAUUAGCCAGAACAUCCAGAAGGAGCCAUGGUUUACGAAGCUGGGUCCGAAUGGACGUAUCCCCGUCAUCGUGGAUCAUGAUAAUGGUGGGUUCGCUGUGCAGGAAGGCUUGGCUAUCCUUGCCUACCUUGCCCGUCACUACGACCUCGACCACAAGUUCAGCUUCACCGACCCUCUCGAUAUCUCUCGCGCUGAACAAUGGAUGGCCUGGCAGCACGGCGGUCUCGGACCAAUGCAAGGUCAGGCCAAUCACUUCAAUAGAGCCGCAAAAGAACGCAUCCCAUACGGCAUGCAGCGAUACACCGGCGAAACCGAGCGGCUAGUCGGAAUCCUCGACAACCACCUUAAGAACACCGAUUACCUAGUUGGUAACAAAUAUAGUAUCGCAGAUAUUGCUAGCUUUGGUUGGGUGAACGCGCUUCGGUUCUCUGGCGUAGACCUGGACGCUUUCCCAAAUCUGGAGGCUUGGUGGGUGCGGAUUCUUGCUCGACCCGCCGUUCAGAAGGGUAUCUCGAUUCCAUCGAGGAGUCCUUUCGGGAAUGAAGCGUAUCUACAAAGGCUGAAGGAUGACAAAGAGUUUGCGGACAAGGAGCAUUCACUCAUGGAUGCUAUUGCCAAGGCGAAAGAGCAGUAUGGCUACAAGUAUGCCUCUCCAUAAGCAGCUCUCGAGAUCCAGGCCUUGGUGAGAGAUGGCAUGACAAUGUAAAGUAUUUUCCGACUCAAGAAAUCCAAGUCACAGACCUGAUUAGAACAGACCACACUUGGUGUGAGGAAGUGCCCAAUGAGUGGCGCCGGGUGGUUCUCAGCCUCGAGGUUCCACUAGCGACAAGAAUAAAUGGCAUGUACCGUCGCAAUCGCCAAUUCAUAGGCC